AUGGCUCAAAUUCAGGAUAUGUCAAGCCGCUGGAUAUACGAAGACGGGCCUGAGUUGUCAAAGACAAAGAACAACCCGGACUCAUUUUUCCUCAACUUACCCGUCGAAAUCUUGCUCAUCAUUCACUCGUUCCUCCCGGCAAGCAGUCAGCUGUGUCUUUUAACAACCUGCCGCGGGAUAAAAAUAUUACUAGAGUACAGAACAGUCUCAUAUUCUCGAUUAACACUUGAGCAAAAGAAGGAGUACAAGACAUUUGUGAUACGGCAAUUUCCUAAUGCUUGGCUUGAUGAAAAAACGCUACGUUUCCGAGAAUUUCAAGAGGAAGACCUCUACCCACAACCGCAAGGUCCUCCAGUUAGAUAUCAACCAGGUUGGAAAUUCAAUGAUAUCAUCAACUUCAAGCGUGGAGCCUUAUUGAUAAGGCAUAGGCAUGUUCGGAUGAGCCUCAUAUACCACCAAUUGGAAAAGAAGACUCGCCAGCAAAUGUCAUUUCUCAAGAGUCUCCUGGAGCCAUACCACACUGAUUUCUCACCAUGCCACAACAUACACCCCUCGGAAAAGUCUGGAGUAGUAGGCCACUUUGAGCCUCAUCCCAAGCUCGUCUCUGGUCGAUAUCUUCUUUUCAACAAAUGGACCUUCACCAACCCCUGA
Fusarium fujikuroi IMI 58289 is the source of this 651-nucleotide messenger RNA. RefSeq lists its product as uncharacterized. The record is from RefSeq and is a predicted model, not a curated record. The transcript has a single exon. The coding region runs from base 1 to 651 and encodes 216 amino acids. Gene Ontology annotation, molecular function: protein binding. NCBI's taxonomy places the organism in Eukaryota, Fungi, Ascomycota, Sordariomycetes, Hypocreales, Nectriaceae.